Puntigrus tetrazona (Sumatra barb) is the source of this 2281-nucleotide messenger RNA. Its product is annotated as leukocyte immunoglobulin-like receptor subfamily B member 2. The record is from RefSeq and is a predicted model, not a curated record. Lineage: Eukaryota; Metazoa; Chordata; Actinopteri; Cypriniformes; Cyprinidae. Gene Ontology annotation, biological process: cell surface receptor signaling pathway. Gene Ontology annotation, molecular function: transmembrane signaling receptor activity.
UUCAGUCAGUAUGGAGCUCAGUCAACUUCCUCUUGUGUUCUUGCUGAUUUCAAAUAUCUACUCUGGACAAACUCAAGAAAGACUGAAACCCAGAGUGAACAUUAAACCUGAUCAACAUGUGUUCAGAGGAGAAACAGUCACUCUCAGAUGUGACAUAUAUGAUGAAGGAGUCACUGGCUGGAGAUACAUCUGGUAUAAAAAAGGCUUAAACAGAGUUUUCAAGUAUGGACAGGAACACACAUUCAGUUCUGUUUCUGAGUCUGUCUCAGGUGAAUACUCCUGUGAUAGAGAUAAAGGAUCGUAUCGGUCUCCCCGCAGUGAUGUAGUUACUCUGACAGUAUCAGAUCUUCCUAAACUGACUCUGACAGCUGAUCCUCAGAGUCCAGUGUUCACCGGAGACUCAGUUACUCUGAGAUGUGAGGGGAUUCAGUCACAGAAUGGAUGGGAGUUUCUCUGGAGAAAAGACUCAAACCCUGAAUCUACUGAAGAUCAAACUAAAACAAUCAAACCUGAGAAAGUCUCUGAUGGAGGAAAGUACAGCUGCAGAGCACGAAGAAGAGGAGGAAGAUAUUACACAGUUUACAGUAAACCUGUAACAGUAACAGUAUACGAAAGACCAAAACCCAGAGUGAACAUUAAACCUGAUCAACAUGUGUUCAGAGGAGAAACAGUCACUCUCAGAUGUGACAUAUAUGAUGAAGGAGCCACUAGCUGGAGAUACAGCUGGUAUAAAGAUAAUUCAAGAAGAGUUUUCAGUGAUAAACAGGAACACACAUUCAGUUCUGUUACUGAGUCUGACUCAGGUGAAUACUCCUGUGAAGGAUCAGAGAUCAGAGGAUCACGCCGGUCACACACGAGUGAUAAAGUUACUCUGAAAGUAUCAGAUCCCAAAUCAGUUUUAAGUGUUUCUCCACAGAAGUGGUUGACUGAAGGAGAUCCAGUGACUCUGAUCUGUGAGGUUCACAACUUCUCUACAGGCUGGACGUUCAGCUGGUUCACUUUAACUGAAUCACCAGGUGGUUAUCAUCUGCUCUCAGACAGCAGCAGAGGAGCAGGAGGAAGAUACAGGAUCAGUUCUGCGCUAGAUCACACAGGAGUUUAUGUGUGCAGAGCAGAGAGAGAGAAAUCAUCUUAUAAAACACAGUACAGCAACAAACAGCUGCUGUGGGUCACCGGUGUUUCUGCUCCAGUCUCUCUGAGGGUCAGUCCCAGCAGAACUCAACACUUCACAUCUGACUCUCUCUCUCUGAGCUGUGAAGACCAGAGUAACUCUACUGUAUGGAGAGUGAAAAGAUACACAGACAGUGAUCUGGAAGAUUGUUCAUCAAUACCUCGAGGAUCACACACAGGAUCUACAUGUACAAUCAGUUACGUCUAUACAUCACUCACUGGAGUGUACUGGUGUGAGUCUGAAUCUGGAGAGAAACAUCAUCCUGUUAAUAUCACUGUACACUCUGAAGUGAUUCUGGAGAGUCCUGUUCAUCCUGUGACUGAAGGAGAUAGUCUGACUCUACGCUGUUUAUAUCAAUACACAACUCCAUCAAACCUCAGAGCUGAUUUCUAUAAAGAUGGAUCACUCAUCCAGAAUCAAAAUACAGAGAUGAUCAUCUCUCCUGUCUCAAAGUCACACGAGGGUUUCUACUCCUGCAAACACCCAGAGAGAGGAGAGUCACCCAAGAGCUGGAUCUCAGUCAGACCUUCUACAGGCUCAGUAUCUGAGGAUCUCAAACCCAUGAUAAUUGGAGUAACAGCAGGACUGACUGCAGUCUUCAUUGUUGUCUUCUUGGUUCUGCUCUGGUGCUACAGAAACAACAAAGGUGUUAAAUCUCCUUCUAAUGUGAAUCCAACAUCAGACCAGAACCAGAGUGACGCCGGACACAAUACACUGCUGACUGGAACUGCUCAUGUGUAUGACUCUGUUGAUGUUCUUGUUAAUAAUGACCGUGUUAGUGCACCUGCUGAACUCACAUAUGCUGAGAUUGAACUGAAAUCUAAAACAAAGCAGAAGAAAAAGAAAGAAAAUAAAGAGAAUAAAAAAGCGGAGAGUUCUGAAUGUUUUUACUCUAAACUCAAACUGAAAACAGAUCAAGGUGCUGGAUCAAAUGAUGUGACGUAUGCUCAGGUUAAAUAGAAAUGACAAGAAUCCCGGGAUACUGAUUUCUGUUGAGAAGAGCUGACCAGGAUCUUCAAUGCUGUGUAAUAACCUUUAUUGAGCACCUGAUGUCAGUAGAUUUAUCAGAACUUAAUAUUAGAGAUUCAAACCCUCGUGUGAGUCAAAAAG